Molecule: messenger RNA, 1461 nt
Organism: Triticum urartu
Lineage: Eukaryota; Viridiplantae; Streptophyta; Magnoliopsida; Poales; Poaceae
Product: cytochrome b561 and DOMON domain-containing protein At3g61750
Source: RefSeq, a predicted model, not a curated record
GCACUACCAACCGACUGCAACCUCCCAACCCCCCUCCCCGCCUCCUAAACUCCUCUCCUCCCGCACCGCAGCCGCGCAGCUAACACGUUCUUGCGCCGUCGUUGUGUCCCUGGCAUUGCUGUGCGGCCACCACUGUCAUUCUGCCACCGACGGAGGAGAGAGCUAGUGAGAUCAGCAUGGUGCGUGUGGUGGUCGCCGCGGCGGCGCUGGCCGCCGUGCUGGUGUCUGUGCUGGCGCCGGCGGCGACGGCGCAGAUGGACAGCUGCAGCGGCGACCUGCCGUUCGCGCUCGUCGGCAACUACUCUGGCCUCGCCUGCCAGCCCGUCUGGAACAACUUCGUGCUCCGGUACCACCAGGACAAGAACAACGUGCUGCGGGUGGUGCUGUCGACCAUGUACAGCACGGGGUGGGUGGGGAUGGGCUUCUCGCGGGACGGCCUCAUGAUCGGCUCCAGCGCCAUGGUCGGGUGGAUGGGCAAGAAGGGCCUCCCCCACAUCCGCCAGUUCUCCCUCCGCUCCAAGUCCGGCUCCAAGGCCGCCGUCGUCGACCGCGGCUUCCUCGUCUCCAACAACCACGACCACACCGUCGUCGUGCAGCAGGCCAAGAUCUACGUCGCGUUUCAGCUCAAGUUCUCCUACCGCCUCUCCCACCAGCACAUCAUCCUCGCCUUCGGCCCCGGCGUCCCCGUCAAGAACAAGCUCUCCAAGCACCAGGACAAGACCUCCUUCACCUUCGACUUCACAACUGGGAAAGGAUUCGCCGACGGGCCCUUCCCCUACGGCCUUCGGCGGGCGCACGGAGGGCUCAACCUCUUCGCCUGGGGCAUCCUCAUGCCCAUCGGCGCCAUCCUGGCGCGCUACUUCCGGCGCAUGGACCCGCUCUGGUUCUACCUCCACGUCGGCAUCCAGUUCGCCGCCUUCAUCAUCGGCCUCGCCGGGGUCGUCGCCGGCGUGGCGCUGUACAGCAAGAUCCAGGCCGACAUCCCGGCGCACCGCGGCCUCGGCAUCUUCAUCCUUUUCCUCGGCAUCCUGCAGGUUCUGGCAUUCUUCCUAAGGCCCAACACGGACUCCAAGUACCGCAAGUACUGGAACUGGUACCACCACUGGUCGGGCAGGCUGGUGCUCUUCUUCGCCGCCGUCAACAUCGUGCUCGGGAUCCACGUCGGCGGCGGCCACGACUCGUGGAAGAUCGGCUACGGUUUCAACCUCGCCAUCCUCCUCAUCACCGUCAUCGGGCUCGAGUUCAUGUUGUGGACCAGGUGGUCUAAGAACAGCGCUUCCACGCCGACGUAUUGAGCUCUGUCACGACGGGGGGCCUCUGUUGAUCCGGCGAUGGCUAUGCCCUUGUUUUUUAAUUCUUUUGUUCCUUUUCUUUUCUUUUCUGGUCUGUUUUUGGUUUUCUUGUGAUUUUAUUUUUGUGAAAUCCUGAUGACUGAAAUAUAAGUGCAGUAGGUCCUGCUAA